AUGCGUAACGGCACCGCCCAGGGCCGCGGCAAGAACGCCUUCACCAGUGGCUUCGAGGGCCCCUGGACCACCUCACCCACGGAGUGGACCAACGAGUAUUUCCUGAACCUCCUGAACUUCGAUUGGGAGAAGCACAAGGGCCCCGGCAACCACUGGCAGUGGCGCCCCAAGGCCGCCAAGUCGGCAGCUUCCGGCAAGCUUCCCAACAUCAUGAUGCUGACCACCGACAUCGCGCUGACUCAGGACCCCGUCUACCUCGAUCUGGUCAAGAAGUUCUCGGCGAACCUCACGCUGCUGACAGAGCAGUUUGGCGCCGCAUGGUACAAGCUGAUGACUCGUGAUAUGGGCCCCCGUACGCGCUGCCUUGGUGACUUGGCAGGACCCGCGCGGCCCUGGCAGAUGCCGCUGCCCGCGGCCCCCAAGACCCUCCCCGACUUCUCCAAAGUCAAGGCUGACAUCAUCAAGGCCAUCUCCACCCCCAACGCGGCCGUCCCCGGCGACACCGUGGGGGGCAAGCGCUACUACGGGGCGCUGCUGGGCCGCCUGGCGUACCAGUGCGCGAGCACCUACCGCGAGACAGACUAUGCCGGCGGCUGCAACGGGGCGCGCAUCCGCUUUGAGCCGAUGAAGUCCUGGCCACAGAACAAGGGCCUGGAUAAAGCCCUGCAGCUGCUGGAGCCCAUCAAGGCCAGAUACAAGGACCUCUCCUGGGCCGACCUGAUCGUCCUCGCAGGCACAGCCGCCCAGGAGGCCGCCGCCGGGCCCGGUGCCCCCGCGUUCCCCUUCUGCGGCGGCCGCACCGACGCCGCCGACGGCGCCAACACCGACCACCUGGCGCCCCGCAAGUACAUAAACGCGACCGUCGCCGUCAUCGACAACAUCAAGGUCUCUGGGCUGACGCCCGCCGAGGCGGUCGCGCUGGCCGGGCAGCUGCGCAGCCCAGCGGCCCAGAAGGCGCAGGGGUACUCAAGCUCUCGCGCAGAUUCUGCUGGGAAGCUGUCGAACGAGUUCUUCAAGGUGCUGCUGCAGUCUGACUGGCGCAAGGUCAACUCCCCCAGCGGCAAAGAGGAGUACACUGCCAAUGGCGGCCUCUUCCUGACCCCUUCAGACCUCGUGAUCAAGCAGGAUCCCAAGCUUUCGGCGAUUGCAAAGGAGUAUGCUGCCGACAACGCCAAGUUCCUCAAGGCGUUUGCCGCCGCCUGGACCAAGCUCAUGAACGCCGACCGCUUCAAGGGGCCCGCGGGCAGCGUCUGCUGA
Messenger RNA from Monoraphidium neglectum, 1257 nucleotides. Its product is annotated as catalase/peroxidase. NCBI's taxonomy places the organism in Eukaryota, Viridiplantae, Chlorophyta, Chlorophyceae, Sphaeropleales, Selenastraceae. The record is from RefSeq and is a predicted model, not a curated record. The coding region runs from base 1 to 1257 and encodes 418 amino acids. Gene Ontology annotation, biological process: cellular response to hydrogen peroxide; hydrogen peroxide catabolic process. The transcript has 9 exons. Gene Ontology annotation, molecular function: catalase activity; heme binding. Gene Ontology annotation, cellular component: cytosol.